This is a messenger RNA of Serendipita indica DSM 11827, 2046 nucleotides long. Lineage: Eukaryota; Fungi; Basidiomycota; Agaricomycetes; Sebacinales; Serendipitaceae. The record is from the annotation of a GenBank genome assembly.
AUGGCAGAUCCAGACCGAACCGUGAUUGUAAUUGAUGAUGAUUCAGAGACGGAGGGUGCUGUCGAAGCGCAACUCCUCCAAGGCAGCCCUCGCGGUUCUACGGCCAGUGGACAGCUUCCAGCGCGUGGGACCCAAGAAUUUGUCUCUCAGCGUGGAUAUCUUGACGGAGGAGCGUAUUCUGGGGAUACCAAACUCGACCAUGAUCCCCCAAGGACACCGACAACCAACGGCCCGACAAGUGCAAGUGUUUCGCCGACUCCUGGACACCGCAUGACGGUAACGCCCAGUGGUACAAGUGGAAGGCCUGCAAAUACUGCUCCUGUCGGUGCGGACGCAAUGAUGAUGGACUUGCACCACCCACCGGCCGACAUAUCUCAAAAGCCAAAGUCUACACAGGCUCCAAAGCACGCGAAAGCUGAUUCCCCCCCUCCUCAACUUCCAGUUCGACCACCACCACAGCCCACGGUUCGACUGGAGUUUUUUAUUGACGACCCCGAGCAGUACGAAGUGGACGUAUUAGCCUUGGCAAAAGGCACUGGUCAACGAUUACCAACUCCUCCCCCUCCUGAAAAGGAUUCGAGUGACAGUGACGAUGACGACGAGCCGCCUGAGCCGCCUGCGCAGGUUGUUGCAGGGCUUGAUGGAGUAGAGCCUGGUGCUGCUCCAAAGAGGCGUAGAAGACGAAAUCGAGACUACGACUUGGACGACCCAUUUAUCGACGAUGUCGAUCUCGCGAUUGACGAGCGAACCCACUUUGCUCAAACAACCCUACAAGGAUUCUACGUGUCUGCUGGAGACGUCGCUCUUGUCGAGCAAUCCACUCCUCCACCCUCUCACUAUACUGGCGGUAAUGCAUACGGUAAUCCCAACAAUCCCAACAAUACCUUUGGUGGGCCAAAUGGAGGCUUGAGCAGUACCAAGCGUGGUCCCGGACGGCCGCCUAAACGUGCCUCUGGUCCUCUGAGCGCGACGUUGAUUGCACGGACUCUGCUCAGUUACCCGCUCGGAGACAAACAUCACGACGAUGUCCGAGCUCAGGCAGCUAUUGCUGCCUCUAUGGAUCUUGGUGCUGGGAUUGGUCUUGGAAUAGACCCGCACGAGCAAACGGCGACGCCACCAUUUGGCACUGGGGAUGCAGAUGGUACAAAUGGCAACGGGCACAAAAGGAAGCGAGAGGCGUCUCCCCCCGCAGAUGGAGCUGACCCGAAAAGACGAAAGUUGGGAGCUACCGGAUCUUUCCAUCCAGAGUUGCAAGUCGCAAUAGAAAACCUUCAAGCUGCCAUUAAAAAGCACGAUUUCGCUAUCAAGGGCAAAUUCCCUCCCGAUCUCAAGCCCAUUCUUACAGAUGUCGCCAUUCAAGCCAUUACGGUUGGUGACUACAAUGACAACUUUUUCAACCUUUUGCCAACCAUCUUUCCCUACAACCGUUUCACGAUGAUGAAGCUCACCAAGCGGCUCGUCUAUAAGGACCAUGUGCGACUGGUCCACGAGCGACAAAAUGUGCUACUCGAAGAGCUCAAAAAGCUCGUUGAUGAGGGCUUUGAAAACGCAGAAAGCGAGUACCAUCGGAACGUUGCAAUGUGGGAGGAGAAAAAGGCAAGAAGAAAGACCGAAGGUGGCGUCGGGAUGGAGGGUGUAGAGCAUACGGGUCCAGCAGCUCCAACGCAGGCCCCAGUCGCUGCACCUGAUAUGGACCACGAGGGUGAUGAUGAAGGUGACGACGAUAAGGAUAAAGCACCCGGUCAACGAUAUCGCCUCAACGAGGCCAUGCGCGGCUAUCUAUGGGCGCUCGUUCAGCUCAGCAACGAAGUAUGCACUCUAACCAACGACAAGAACUUCCUGGAGGGGUCGAAAGAAGUCGUCUCCGAACAAAGUCAGCGCAAAGAGUUGUACAAAAAGGUUCUCCAGGCGUUCCCGGAUGGUUGGAUGAAUACCGGAACCAUCUCUCGAGAAGUGAGCAUGAUGAAGAAGAAGAUGGAGACGGCUGCGGCACCAGCGCUGAAACCAGAAGAACAAGGUGCAGGGCCCGCAGCUCCUGCAACGUAG